Messenger RNA from Purpureocillium lilacinum, 2340 nucleotides. RefSeq lists its product as uncharacterized. Lineage: Eukaryota; Fungi; Ascomycota; Sordariomycetes; Hypocreales; Ophiocordycipitaceae. The record is from RefSeq and is a predicted model, not a curated record.
AUGCCUGCUCUUGACCCCCGCCUUGUCGUGGACGACCUGCCCACGUUUGACGACUUGGCCGAGUACGACGUCGACGAGGAACAGCAGCUUCGUCUCUGGGACAUGGAAGUCAAACGACUGGUAGAUGCCGUACAGCCCGGUACGCCAUUGCAGGCGUUCAACGGGACCGAAGCGUUGAAUGUCGACUCGAGGAGGUCCUACGAGAUCCUCUCCGAUCUCGCUGACGGACUGGUUGUGGCGUUGGCCGUCCUUGACCACGACGGCCAGAACUUGGUUGUCGACCACCAAAAGGGGCUCUUCGAGAAGCACCUUUUCCAGCGCAGCCGGCAAACAUUGGAGCGGUUCUGCGAUGCCGAAGCGGAACCCCACCACAGCGAUUCGGAUCAGCCGACUGCCAGCGCGGAGGACCGCUUCAGGUUUGUCGAUCACUGCACAGCCGUCAUUGCCAGGGUCCUACUCGCUGCUGCGGAGGGCAAACACUGGCAGAUCUUUAUCCUCGCAACAUUGGUCAAGAUCUCGACGAAGCUCAAGGUCGUGCUGGCAAAACCGGCUCAAUGCGCCCGAGUUUCCCUUGACAACAACGCCGCAGGUCCAUACAUGGAGAAAUUAUCCAUACCGGACCACGGGCAUCGUGAACGACGACAGCAGGGGUUCGAUGUAAAAGGUUUUCAAUCGGACUCUCCCAUGAACCCCCUCCUACAGAGUAUCUUGGCCGCCCGUGGCGGCCAGCCCAACAAGAGCGACUACGAAGGGCGGGAAGACGUCCUGAAGACAUUUUACUUCAUUCAAUGCACGAAGUACCGCUUGGUCAUGCUCCUGAUGUUCGAAUACCUGAUGGUACCCCUCCGGGGGAGUUACCGCCUCGUGAAGAGUUCUUUAACCUCGUUUGAGAUAUGCGCAAUGGUGUACGAGACCGGAUUCGAACAAUUUCGUACCAUGGUAUUUCAAGACAAUUGCAUGGACCUCAGCGGAUCGUCCGACCCGGGCAUGAUCAGCGUUGCCCAUGGGGCUUUUGUCGUGCUCAAGGAGGCCAUCAAAGCGUCGAAAGGUCUUUCAGCCCCGCCACGGAAUACUGGGGACAACCAAGCAUCUCAUGGCUCUCCGGGCAAUGAAGCCACAAAUGAGUCGGCGGGGACGCACUUGUCAUGGAGCUUCUGGAUAGACGAGACCGGGAGCCAGACAGUUCAGGAGCUUGAUCUGCGCUCCAUGAGCCAGGUCAUCACUGUGCUCAUACCCCUCCUGAUGGCACGGCCGGAAAGCAUCUACCAAAUUUCGAAGUUUGUCAACAUGGUAAUCUUUGCGGACCUCGACGGCAACCGGCAGGACAACCCGGUCAAGCCCAAGACUCACGAGGCGUACACGGCGUUUGUAUGUCUCACGACGAAAGACUUUGUCCUGAAUCAGCAGAAAACCUUUGCGGAUCACGAGCAUACCACAUCACUUUCGCACGCACUCAUGAGGCGUACCAACGUGCUCGCCGGGGACCGCAUCGGAGUUGUCAGGCGGACGUCGAGCUUCCCGAACCCGGAUCAGAUAGCUGAAGCAGAGGACCAGGCCACGAUCCAGAGCCGGGUCAGAGCUCACCAGGAGGAGUUGAAGAAGGUCAGCGCGCAGAUGAGCGAGUGGGUUGUCGAGGAAACGGGCAUCAUGGUCAACACCAAGCUGUACGUGACGUCGGUGAUGGCCGUGGCCACGCUCCUCGUGUGCGGCGGCAUCUCGGUCGGGGCGUCCAUCGGGGAGCGCAUCACGGGUGUGGACCCCUUCAACAUCGCCACGUUCUGCUGGGUGCUGGCGGCGUUUGUGAUACUCUUCUGCAAGACGGUCCGCGUGCACGACUGGCCGUGGAACGACUUCUUCCACAGGCGGGUGCUCUGCAAGAGUGUGACGGAGCUGUCGUCGGUGACGGGGGUCAAGCCCGACCUCAUACUGGCGAAGCUGCUGCACGACGAGUCGCGGACGCUGCUCGAGACCCGCGGGCCGUACAACUGCGUCUUCAACCGCAAGAGCGAGUCCCAGGACGGAUUCUCCAUCAACGUGCCGAUUUCAACCUGGACGAUGCUCCUCAGCGGGCUAAUCAUGGUCGAGGUAGAGGGCGAGCAGGGCGGCGGCCUCGUGUGCCUGGACCUGAGGAGGGGCGCCAAGUUGCUGUCAGUCGAGAACCUCGGGUCGCACGACUCUGAGGAAGGAAAGAAGUUCAUCUUCUGUGACCGCCUGCCGGGACAGGACGAGAAGCUUGUAAGUGGCGGGGGAGCGGAUCGGAUGCAGCUGAAACGAGGCCAGGAAAUGGUCUGGAUGCGGGCCGUUGGCGUAUAUGAAAAUGCGAAUGCCGAGUUUGUCUAG